This is a messenger RNA of Magnolia sinica, 711 nucleotides long. RefSeq lists its product as uncharacterized. NCBI's taxonomy places the organism in Eukaryota, Viridiplantae, Streptophyta, Magnoliopsida, Magnoliales, Magnoliaceae. Bases 1 to 711 code for a protein of 236 amino acids. The transcript has 2 exons. The record is from RefSeq and is a predicted model, not a curated record.
AUGAAGCAGAGUCGGGAUUCACAUCAAAUUAGGCCCGAAACAAAGGCAUCCCCGUUUGUGGAGGAAGUAAUGCGGGCUCGGCUACCGGAACGGUUUCGUCUUUCACAGAUCACCCCUUUCACCGGUAAAACCGACCCGACUCACAUCGAAUGCUUUCGAACAUACAUGGAAUUGCACGAUGCCUUAGACGCCGUGAUGUGCCGAGCUUUCUCCCUCACCUUGGCAGACGUAGCUCGACUUUGGUUCAAGCAGCUGAAACCAAAGUCCAUCAGCACGUUCGGGAACUCAGCGACGCCUUCCUUACCAAUUUCAUUGUCGCUCCAAGUCCGAAAAUAUUCGGAAGAAACAGCACUCAAUUUCAUCAUGCAAGGUGUUAGGGACAAGCCGUUUCUAGCAUCCCUGGACAAGAGUCUGCCUGAGACCCUUGCUGAAUUUAUGACUCGGUCGGAUAAGUACGCGGACGUUGAGGAAACACGAAACUUGCGUGAGGUCGCCCAAAACGCAAAAACUCCGACCAAAGAGUCAGCCAAAAAAGAAGUUAACUCGACCGGAGGAAAGAAGUGUAAGGAUGACCGAACGAGUGACGAACACAAGUCAAGCAAGCGACCCGACCAAAGGUUUUCUACAUACACCCUGCUUAAUAAACCUCAAGAGCAGGUAUUGAUGGAGAUCAAGAGUAAAGGAUUUAUCAGUUGGCUGAAUAAGCUCUGA